AGAUGAUGAUGGGAGGUACUUCUGGGAACAUGCUGCUACCCGGAUAUCCUCCUUAUUCCUCUUUUCCAACAAUAACUGCGCAACAACCAGCCAGAGACUCUGUCAGGUAGACUACAGUCAUUUAGGUUUAUCUUCAACUCUAACAGACACAAACAGUCUACAGGAGCGGGCAGGAUGUCUGUGACCAUGACCAAGGCUGAUGGGGUCACUAUGAUCACUUUGACCUCUGACCCCCAAAGUUUUUGUCCUCCACUGUGCCAAAUCUUCAAAGGCCUCUGCUACAGCCCCGUGCUCUGCUCUGUGUCUCAGCACCUGAGGAGGGUCCAGAGAAAUUCUCAGUCCGUUCUGGGGGCUCUGCACAUUAUGGUUGGGUUGCUCAACAUCGGCCUUGGAGUGAUCCUCUGUAGCAGUCGACGUGGCUCUUGGUAUCAAAUGGAUAGAAGCUUGUUUCCUUUUUGGUUUGGAGGAUUGUUCAUGCUGUUUGGCACUAUUUGCAUUUUGUCUGAGAAGUGCCCGAGUCCAUGUCUGGUCAUCCUCAAUGUGCUCCUGAAUCUAGCGGGAGUUGCUUUCGCCCUUGCAGCCAUCGUACUAUACAGCGUCAAUAUGGCAAACAUGUCCACGUGGUGGAGAUGUGGCGAUGAUAAUUAUUAUUAUAAUUACUAUUCAGGCUACAGACAAACUACUACACCUUCACCUCCUGGGACGGACAUCAUGAAGGAGAAAUGCCUGGAGGGCAAAGAACUGGUUCUGAUGCUGUUGAGAAGCAUGAAUGUUGUGCUGAUUGUCCUGUCAGCCCUGGAGCUCUGCCUCGUCAUCAGCUCUGCCGUCCUGGGGAUCAAGGCUCUGAGGAGCCGUGAGGACGGAGAAAAGAAGAAGAUUGGUGACCCAGAACUCUACAAACCACUGCUGGAGGAAGUCACCAGUAACCCUGCGGCCUAAAACCUCUGCUUUGUGCUGUCAGUUAUCAGGUACUAUAAUCCUGGGCAUUUAUACCGUUGACUGUAUGUACUGUAACGUCAAUGAUUUACACAAAUUCAGCUGUCUCUGCCAAACGUCUGGGUCUUUUCUUACAAGGGAUGCUUACAAAUAUUUUGCACUUAUAUUUUAUUACAUUAUUUUUGAUAAUAAUCUGCACUAAAUUGUAUAUGCUGCUUUCCAUUUCAUUCUCUGUGGAUGUUUUUAAAAACUGUUCCUGUUGAUUUUGAUUUUCUAUCAGUGUGUUUGUAGGUAAAAGGGAGGUUCAUGCACAUCUGUGUGACGGACACACACAUCGAUGGGCUGAUAGGGUUUUUAUUUGCUAUUUUACGAUAUGAAGCCACGUUUAAAAAGUUAAAUUAAUCAAAACGAUUGACUGAUAUAUUUUGGUAUAUUUCUGCUCUGUACUUUAAAUUAAACCUGAAAAGUGGUACUGAGAAAUGUAAUCAGUUUGUGCUCGUUGUGUAGAAAUACAAUUGAUAAUUAUAAAGAGAAGUGUGGGUUGAAGGAGAUUACUAUAACUGGCAAAUGUCAUUAUAUUCCUCUUUUUCUAAAUGCCUUUUCUGGACAAAUAAAAGUUAAAUAAAAUGAUUAAAGUCUGCUCAGCAGUGUCAAUCCAGCUGAUGUGAACAUCCUGUCAGUUUACCUGUAAUAGAAUAUUAUAAUAUAUAAUAUAUGCUGUAUGUAUGUGUUCUUACUCCUGAGCCAUGAUGAAGUAUUUAUUCAUUUUGAUUUUUUUAAGUUAUUAUAAUAUGAUUACUGAUCAAAAUCAAAUGAAAGCAUCUGAAACAUUAUAUUUACACAGUGGUGUGAAGUAAACUAACCGCUAUUCUAAAUCAUUUAUCCCAUCUGCAAUCAGAUUAUUGAAUGCUCCUUAUAGAUUUUGUAUUUCGUACGGACUUUUAUCCUUUGACCAUCACAGAUUCUUUCAUCCCUUAUUAGGCUGAUCCUUCUAUUGUUCUUAUUCGGUCUGUUUAUUUAUUAGUUAGUUUAAUUUACAUCAGUAAUCGUUGUGUGUUAUAUCUUUUAUCUGUGUUUUUAUGUUUCUAUGUACAAGCUGCUCCAAACCAAUUGCCCUUAGAGGGAUUAAUAAAGUUGCUUGAAUUGAA
Molecule: messenger RNA, 2084 nt
Organism: Sebastes umbrosus (honeycomb rockfish)
Lineage: Eukaryota; Metazoa; Chordata; Actinopteri; Perciformes; Sebastidae
Product: transmembrane protein 176B-like
Exons: 7
Coding region: 175-939 (254 amino acids)
Cellular component (GO): membrane
Source: RefSeq, a predicted model, not a curated record